Urocitellus parryii (Arctic ground squirrel) is the source of this 944-nucleotide messenger RNA. RefSeq names its product small muscle protein X-linked (gene Smpx). NCBI's taxonomy places the organism in Eukaryota, Metazoa, Chordata, Mammalia, Rodentia, Sciuridae. Gene Ontology annotation, cellular component: M band; costamere; muscle tendon junction. The record is from RefSeq and is a predicted model, not a curated record.
GCCUUAAACUGAGUUCCCCUCCAGCCCCGAGCCAGGAGCAGCUCUCUGUACCGGGAGAGGCACAGAGCACUCGAGCUAUUUCAGCCACAUGAAAAGCAUCAGAAUUGAGAUCGCAGCUCAGAGGACACCGGGCGUCCCUUCCACCCUCCAAGGAGCUUUGUAUUCUUGCACCUGGCUGCCUGGGACUUUCCUCUGGCAGUAAACAAAUACAGAAAGCAGGACUAAGACUGCCUGAAUAUGUCGAAACAGCCAGUUUCCAAUGUCAGAGCCAUCCAGGCAAAUAUCAAUAUUCCAAUGGGAGCCUUUCGGCCAGGAGCUGGGCAACCCCCCAGAAGAAAAGAAUGUACUCCUGAAACCGAGGAGGGAGCUCCUCCCACCUCGGAUGAGGAGAAGAAGCCAAUUCCGGGAGCAAAGAAACUUCCAGGACCUGCGGUCAACCUAUCGGAGAUCCAGAAUAUUAAAAGUGAACUGAAAUAUGUCCCCAAAGCUGAACAGUAGUUGGCAGAAAAAAGGCUUGAUGUGAAGAAUUAAAAAUGAAGAGAGUGGAUUCAAAUGAAUAUAGCUCAAUAAAAAUUUUUCUAUAUUUGUAUGAAGAUUAUGAACCUCCCGAAUGCCUGAGACUCUAGCAAAAAUGGCCUGUUUGUACAUUUAUAUCUCUUCCUUCCAUUUGGCUGCAUUUCACUUUAAUUUAUCUUCAUUUGUGGCAACUUGCAGAGUAAAUCAGCCCAUAAAUUCGCCACCUGAAGGGUGUGGUUUUGAGGAGGGAUAUGAUUUUAUGGAGCAGGAUAUGGCAAUGUGUGUAACAGCGAUUUUGAUGGAAAGAUCUCUAAGCUACUUCCCACAGUCUCUUGGUCAAUAUUUGGAAUGCAUUUUAGUUCUUCACCUUUUAAAUUAUGUCAAUAAACUUUUUAUGAGUUCAAAUAAAUAUCAGAGUAAAUGUAAAA